Molecule: messenger RNA, 796 nt
Organism: Metopolophium dirhodum (rose-grain aphid)
Lineage: Eukaryota; Metazoa; Arthropoda; Insecta; Hemiptera; Aphididae
Product: ADP-ribosylation factor-like protein 3
Exons: 4
Coding region: 156-698 (180 amino acids)
Biological process (GO): cilium assembly
Cellular component (GO): microtubule cytoskeleton; cytoplasm
Molecular function (GO): GTP binding; GTPase activity
Source: RefSeq, a predicted model, not a curated record
UCGAUAGAAAAUGACAUAGUUCUCUUUCGUUAUUGUUAAGAAUAAAUAGUAGGUAAGUGCCUAGUGUUCAUUUUGUCCAUUAGUAAAUUAAAAAUAAUAUGACGGAAACUGCAGAGUAAGCAUAUUGUGGUGAUCGGACCAGUACCCAUCGAAAAAUGGGGUUGUUGUCGAUGCUGAAGCGGUUGCGGUCGUCCCCGGACAAGGAGCUUCGCAUCCUACUGCUGGGUCUGGACAACGCGGGAAAGACGACGCUGAUGAAGAAACUCGCGUCGGAGGACGUGUCGCACAUAACGCCCACCCAGGGUUUCAACAUUAAGUCCGUGCAGGCGGACGGCAUGAAACUGAACGUAUGGGACAUUGGCGGGCAGCGCAAGAUAAGACCGUAUUGGCGCAACUAUUUCGAGUUCACCGAUAUACUAAUUUACGUUGUGGACAGCGCAGACAGAAAACGUGUGGACGAAACAGGAUUCGAAUUGAACGAACUGCUCAACGACGACAAAUUACUCGGUGUACCAGUGUUGGUAUAUGCCAACAAACAAGACUUGGCGCUAGCGGCAAAAGCUUCGGAAAUAGCGCAAGAACUCAACUUGCAUCUAAUUCGUGAUCGGCCCUGGCAAAUACAGGCGUGUUCAGGCAUACGCGGGGAAGGCAUCAAAGAAGGAUUGGAAUGGAUCAGUCAAAAUGUAAAAAAGAAGUAAUUAUGUACAUUUAAUGAAUAUUUUGUUCACAUUAAUUACCAUAGUUUAUUUCAUAGGUAUAUGUAAGAAUUACUAAUUAGUGUAAUAUUUUAUUAUCA